GCUGCCGCCAGUGCGAACGAACGCCGCCGCCUGAGUAGUAACGAGUGCCUGCGUUUUUCGUUUGAUUCCGCUGUUGCUGCUACUGUUGGCCUGGCUAGUCGUUGAUUUUAUUGCUGUUUCAAAAAGUUGAGCGUCGUCGCGGCAACAGUCGAACGUUACACAGUGUACCAACUGGAAUAUCGCGAAAACGAGAGACUCCGAUCUGUCGUGGUACAGGAGCAGUGCCUUUAAGAGAAAGAGACGGGAAAGAGAGGGACGAUAAUAAUCCUCUCUUGGCGCACAGAUUCCUAUAGCCUCUCUUUUACGACUAGCAUAACUCGAGCGUUCUCGCGCAGACAAGUGUUUGCAGUGUGUAGCUGAAGCACAACACGGUGAAUAGAGAGAGAGAGAAGGACAUAAAAGUGGUUUCGUGAAAGGCAAGCGAGAAGACGACACGGUGAGAAAGAGAAAAUGCCGAAGCGCCAGAGAAUAGACAGCGAGGUGCGUCCGAGACUACGGUAAAAAUAAGCCACGCAUGAGCCACACACAGGCUCGCAAGACCAAAGCCGAUAUAUCGCGCAUCCGGCAGUCAAUCUACUCAGAGAACACACCGAGAAAAAAACAGGCCGCUCUCUAGAGCAGUCAGCGCAGGCACAUUAUAUUCUACUACUUAGGUACCUAGUCUUCUUGCUUGUCGCAAGAUCUCCGCCCGGUAAGGGUACGGGCAUUGUCAUUGUCGUCGAGGAACAACAAGCAGCGACCUGCAAGGCAUCGUCUCAAGGCACUCCCAAACGUAGACAACUCGACUCAACUCUGCGACAGCGGAGAGGGAGGAGGCGCUGCCCGAAUUCCGCCACCACCAAAGAGCUUCUUAACCUACACACCUCGUCCUGUCUCUUGCGCGCGUUCUCCAAACGUUAUCGAGCACGCGACAAUGGACCAAAAUAGCAAGGAAAAAAAUAAGAAGGGAAAAAAUGGAGAAGCAGUUAUGGAUGAGGCGAACAAGGCGGCGAGCGGAUCACCGAAUUCGAACACGCCGCCGCCGCCGCCGGCGUUAAUCAACAAAACCAAGUAUCAAGCCGGUGGCCCGGUCAUCAGGAAGGACAAGCGCCAGAGCAGCUCCAGAUUCAACGUCUCGAAGAAUCGCGAGUUGCAGAAGCUGCCGCUGCUGACUGAGGUACCGGCGGAAGAGCGAGAGGAGCUGUUCAUCCAGAAGCUCAGGCAAUGCUGCGUUCUGUUCGACUUCGAGUCGGACCCGCUGUCGGAUCUGCAAUGGAAGGAGGUGAAGCGCUGCGCUCUGCUCGAGAUGGUCGACUACGUCACGAAGAACAGGAACGUUAUCAGCGAAGCCAUCUACCCCGAGGCCGUUAACAUGUUCGCAGUGAACUUGUUCCGGACCUUGCCACCGUCGUCGAAUCCCAACGGCGCGGAGUUCGAUCCAGAGGAGGAUGAGCCGACGUUAGAGGUUGCAUGGCCUCACCUGCAAUUCGUUUACGAAUUCUUUCUACGACUGCUCGAAUCGCCAGACUUUCAGCCGGCCGUCGCCAAACGCUACAUCGAUCACAAAUUCAUCCUGCAACUUCUUGAGCUCUUUGACUCGGAGGAUCCACGAGAACGUGAUUUGUUGAAAACCACGUUACAUAGAAUUUACGGCAAGUUCCUUGGGCUCCGUGCUUACAUACGCAAACAGAUCAACAACGUUUUCUAUCGGUUCAUUUACGAGACUGAACAUCACAAUGGCAUUGCCGAGCUACUUGAGAUCCUUGGCAGCAUCAUCAAUGGCUUCGCACUGCCAUUGAAGGAAGAGCACAAGACCUUCCUGCUGAAAGUGCUGUUGCCUUUGCACAAGGCCAAGUCUCUGUCGGUGUACCAUCCCCAGUUAGCCUAUUGCGUAGUUCAGUUUUUGGAAAAGGACGCCUCUUUGACCGAGCCCGUGAUCAAGAACUUGCUAAAGUUCUGGCCGAAAACGCACUCGCCCAAGGAGGUGAUGUUUCUCAACGAGCUUGAGGAGAUACUCGACGUGAUUGAGCCAGCUGAGUUUCAAAAAGUCAUGGAUCCACUCUUCAGACAACUUGCUAAGUGUGUCUCUUCGCCGCACUUCCAGGUUGCCGAGAGAGCCCUCUACUACUGGAAUAAUGAAUACAUAAUGUCUCUCAUCUCCGACAAUUACUCGGUUAUUUUACCUAUCAUGUAUCCGGCGCUCUACAGGAAUUCGCGAAACCAUUGGAACAAGACGAUACAUGGUCUAAUCUACAACGCACUUAAGCUCUUUAUGGAAAUGAAUCAGAAGGUUUUUGACGAAUGCUCCCAACAAUAUCAGCAAGAUAAGUUGAAGGAGUGCAAGCUGCUGAAAGACAGAGACGAAGCGUGGAAUAAAGUCGAAGCACUAGCUACAAGGCAUCCAUCUUACUCGUCAGUCAAGUCUGUAGUAUCAAAUAACAAUAAAACCUUCAUCACACAAAAUAAUGAGAACAACGCCCAACCUGAAGAAGAUGAAGAAAGCGAACAGUUAAUAGCCGACAAAAUAGAUGUGCAAGCCAACGAAGUAAGUCUUCAAAAUGUCAAGAAAUCUUCGCAAGUUAUCAAAGUUAAACAGCUGCUGAGAAGGAAAAGUGAACUGCCCCAAGAUUCCUAUACGAUUCGUGCGCUCUCGGAUCACAAACGAGCGGACGAAUACCUUGUCACACCGCCCGAUCCAAGCAACUGCUAGUCUCUGCCUUGCUCUCUUCCAGUUUAUUUUUUAAUGCGCAGCAACAAGGUCGAGAGUUAGUUUCUUUCCUUGCAUUAAUUAAUACUGAAGUACGUGUGUAUCAAGAGAGGGGGUCACUGUGAGAGAAAAGCAAAACACAUACACAAACACACAAAUCUCAAGAAAAUGAGAUUCGCGCGCGCAUAACUAGUUAUAUAAAUAAGAGGAACUAAGAUUACGAGAACGGACAAUACGUUGCCGAGUAUAGUUGUAAUAUAUAUAAAUACUUUUUUCAAUUUUUUAAGUCGGCUGAUGAGUUUACGAAUUAUUAAAACAAUACAAUAUAAGGUUUAUUAGAGGAGAAAAAAAAUAAACGUCGCUCUACUAUGUACUUUGUGGGUGGUGCGCGCGCAUACAAGCGUGUAUGCCCAACAUUAAAUGGGACAUCAGUUUCAUAAUUACAUGAGAUUUUUUGUACAAAGAAGUAAUGAUAAUUCUAACGGAUGUGCUUCGCUUUAGCUAAAACGAAAAAAAAAUUAAGAGAAGCUGCCGAAAUGCUAUAUUUAAUCCGCGAAUUUUUAAAAAACAUGACAUGUAUGUAUAUGACGGGAGGUUAAUGAAGAUAAACGCCAGUCGUUUCAAUGGUACGUUCGUUGAAUAGCAUGAAUUGCUUGUGUUUUCGUUGGAAUAAAACACAAUUUAUAAUCAACAAACGAUGUAAACUAUAGCGCAGUAAACAUGUUAAUUUAAAUUAAUAUAAAGCAAAAAGUCUAUUUCAAAAUCACAAAUUAUUACUCGAGUCCAAGAACCAAGUAAAUUGAUACAGUAAUUAUGUUUCAAAGUUAUUAUUGAUUCGAAGAAAGUGUGCUAAUUGAUAUUUCUACGCGCUGCGUCUAUCAUAUUUUUCACUUUGCAUGAUUUCAGCCUAAACGUUAUGUCCGUUAUGCCUCUUCGUGUGGACUAAAAAAGCUUAUUGUCAUUAGUGAGAAAUUAGUUUCUCUUUUUAGCAACCGCUAUUCCAUUAUCAACCAGAAAAUAACUCAGUAAAUCGCAUUCGGACUUCUAGAAUUCGAUAAUUUUGCUUGAGUGAUGUUAUGCUGAAGCAGGCUUGUUAAAUUUACGUGUGAUCGUAGUAAAGCUAAUUUUAGAGAGAAUGCGGAAUGAACGCAAAAAAAUUCAUGUUGAAAACAUUAUAAUUUUCGCACUGCUGGCAGGCUGUUAUGUUGAUAUUGCUAAUAUACCUUGUUGAAAAUGAGAUCGUAAUUAUGUCUCGCGGAAAAACUUUUACAUUAAAGCUGCAAUUAAAGAAACUUAAUUGAAAAUUGAUUUACUUAUUAAUACAAAAUCCUAUCAAAGAAACAAAAUCCGUCUCUGCUAAAAGUUGAUUAUUUGUAGGAAUAUAUUAUAAUAGCGUGUAAUAUUAUGGAUAAAUGUUGAUGUGAAUAAAGACAAAAAUUAUUAAGGAAAGAGCUAACUUUAUGGGCUUUUACCGUAGUAUGUUGCAGUCUCGCUGUUUGGAGAUGUCUGCUCAUUUUCGCGGCACAUUCAACGAUGAAUCUUCACGUCUGAAUGAUAAUGAUGUAUGUUAUUCUAAAUAAAAUCAAAACAUAAUCAAAGAUUAAUAAAAAAAGCAAUGUAUAUGAAGAUUCUUCGUCAUAUAUCUGAGUUCGAUUAAUCGUUGAUCGAUUCUAAACGUUUGUAGUAACGAGAGCUUUACAAAUUGUCGUACCAUAAUUAAAUUGUAUGUUGUACUAUGUUUUGAUAUAUAUACGCUGAAAAAUUACAGUAAAACAAUACUUGAGAAAAGUAGUUUUGCGAGAGAAAGAAACAGCUAAGUUAAUUGGUCUCCAAUGUAUGCCGCGAUGUUGUUGUGCAACUUGUCGGAAUUUCUUUAGGAUGCGUAGAGCAUGCCUCUCUUUCUCUAUACAUCUCUUUGGUUUUAAAUGAUAGGUAAAAUAAGUCUCAUAGGAAAGUACAAAGUUUUUUGCACUUAUUUGAGAAAUGACACGUGUUCUUCCACUUUUUCUAUCAUUUGUAUCAUUUACUAUAACAGCUGUAAAUUCCUAUGAUUCUUUUUUGCCAGAGAGACUAUAUUCCUCGUACUCUGCCAAAUGAAAUGAUAAAGAAACACUUAUCGAACGAUCAAAGAUCGGUGUUUAUUUAUGCAAUUGUAAAUACUGUACAAAAGUAAAAACUUCGUGGACCGAUAUGUAUAUUUCUCAUUUUUGGCAAUUUGCAAUAUGUAUAGUCUUAAUUUUAUUCUAUUUUUUCUCGGAUCUUGCAAAAAAUUUUAGAGUUACUAUCUAGAGCAUGAUUCUCAUACUCCCUCAUCAAAAAAUGAACUGAUGUAAGAAACAGCCAGAGAAAUCUUCUUUCUUAUCACAUUGGUAUCCUUUUUUAUAAUUGAACUGUACAUGUAACCUCAUAUGUUAAAAGAAAAAAGAAACAGAAUAAGAGAAUAAUCUUGUGGUCUAGACUUCGAAAAUCAUUUUUUUCUCCAACCCAGUAGCAUUAAUUGCCUUUUAUUUAUUUAGUUAAGUUAUUUGUGCGUGUGCAUGUGCGUGUGCGUGUGUGUGUGCGUGCAUGUGUGUUUACAUGUACAUUUGAAGAGAGCCUAAAGUGAAUGGAUCGUUAAACACUCAUUAAUCUAUAGGCCAAUCAAUAGGUAUAUUAUUAAAAUUAUAAGAAAUCGAAUUGCGCAUUUAUGUUAACGAUAUUACGUAGUUUAACCCGGCACUUUUUUCUACAAAAAAAUCGGUGUAUAACCAUUUUUUUAUUAACAAUAGCAAUAGUAAAAACGGCACUUUCGGUUUUUCGUUUACAACGUAAAAAGUAUUAGAGUGAUCGUAAUAAUACUAGAGGAACAAUUGUAGAGAAAUAAAAGGCGUCCAAAAUGAGAUGUUGCUGGACCGGAUCCAAUAAUUGGAAACGGAGAAAACAUGGAAAAACGUGAACAUUUUUAAAAAAUGUGUAUCUCCGUCAUUUUACUAGAUCAAGAGCUGAAAUUUAUUAAAAUAGUGUUGUAUACUUAGUUUAAACUCGUCAAAAAUGGAUGCUGUGCGAUAAAUAGUUUUUGCGCAAUCGCAAUUUUUUGUAAAAUUGACCUAUGCUUGAGUAAUUGUUAUUUCAAUUCUGAAAAUGGCUAUCAAAAAUACAAAAUUAAUGCUACAUCACUGUAUUUUCAAUUUGUAUUUCAAGUUUUUAUAAUAUGUUGUUAUAUACCGAUUUUUUAGUAGAAAAAUGUGCCGGGUUAAACUACGCAAUAUCUUCAGCAUGAUAGCGCAAUCAGAUUUCAUAUAGUUUUAAUGUUAAAUUUUACUACUGCUUAGAGCUAGGUUGCUUGGUCUAUUUAGGCGAUAAAUAUUUAUAAAGAAACCAAUCAGCAAGUAUUUUAGCGACUUUAAUUUGUUACAAUGAAAUACAAAUAUAAAAUUGCUCACUUUCUUUUUACGCUGUAUGAAGAAGAAUUUAAUAAGUGCGAUAAAUAGAAAUUGAUGUUUAUAUUUCGGAAAAAGUUGAAUAUUUGUGGAUAAUAAAUAUUCACCUUUCUUCAUCUUACAAGUGUAAUUUUUCAUUAGCUAUCAUUCUUCUUUUAGUAAUUUUCUUAUCUGCGUAAUAUUAUACUAUAACUGAAUGAGCUCUUGUGAAAACAGAAUAUACACACAAAAACAGCCAUUUCUGUUUGUAAUUUGCUGGAAACACAGUUUUCUUAUAGUAAAUAACGAAAUACUACAGAUGAAAGUAGAAUUUUUCUGCAUGCAAUUUUAGAUAAACUUAAAAUUCCCUGUAUAUACCCUGCUAUAAAUUGCUCAUAUUUUGUAACAUAGAACUAUUUCGACUGAAAUUUACAUAUUUUGUAAACAACAAGAAUCAUUUGUUUUUUUAUUGAUGAAAAAUAAAUUUCAUGAGAAAUUUCUUUUCAAAGUUUUACGACCUUUGUGCAUUAAUAUAAAAGCAUCAGUGAUUGAAGAAACUUUAGUUUGUAUUGCAAAUAUAAAGAAUAUCUAAUGGUAAAUACUCGAAUAUUAAUUCAAUCCUUGAGGCAUAUUAUUUCACGUUUGACAAACUUAGGCUAAAGCAACCACUUGCAAGGAAGCAAUUACAAGGUGGGAGGAACGUACUGGAAAAAAGGCUAGUGAAGAAAAAGAAAUUAUACUAAGCUUUCAAUGGCCACCUAUACAAAAAAUGGAUAAUAGCUUGUCAUCUUUAAUGAAAGUCGAGUUAAUUAAUAAACAAAUUUAUUGUCUUUUAAAUAAUUUUUAAAAGAAUAAGUUAAGGUAUUAAAAUGAUCUAUUUAUUUAGAAAAUUAUUGCUGUCAACAAAUAUGAUUGAAAAAGUCAUUGGGAUAAAUUCAUUGAAACAUUUAAAAAUUUUAUCACUGAGUCGUAACUACAUUAAAUCAUUUUCUGGCUUGGAAGCAAUUGGUGA
Messenger RNA from Phymastichus coffea, 7096 nucleotides. RefSeq names its product serine/threonine-protein phosphatase 2A 56 kDa regulatory subunit gamma isoform. Gene Ontology annotation, biological process: signal transduction; protein dephosphorylation. Gene Ontology annotation, molecular function: protein phosphatase activator activity; protein binding. Lineage: Eukaryota; Metazoa; Arthropoda; Insecta; Hymenoptera; Eulophidae. Bases 914 to 2689 code for a protein of 591 amino acids. Gene Ontology annotation, cellular component: nucleus; cytosol; protein phosphatase type 2A complex. The record is from RefSeq and is a predicted model, not a curated record. The transcript is spliced from 9 exons.